Arabidopsis thaliana (thale cress) is the source of this 1073-nucleotide messenger RNA. RefSeq names its product Phosphatidic acid phosphatase (PAP2) family protein (gene LPPbeta). Gene Ontology annotation, cellular component: membrane. The record is from RefSeq and is marked reviewed. The transcript has a single exon. NCBI's taxonomy places the organism in Eukaryota, Viridiplantae, Streptophyta, Magnoliopsida, Brassicales, Brassicaceae. The coding region runs from base 126 to 767 and encodes 213 amino acids.
GUUCUUCUCUUAGAAAGCGACGUCGUUUUGUUAGACUCAACUUCACAAUUAAUUUUUUUUUCUUUGACUACCGUCCCUUUAAACGACGACGGUUUUGUUUUUGACAGAGAUCUGUUACGACAGUUAUGUCUCCGUCGACGACGACGAUUUUCAUCGGUCCCAUCUUAGCGGUGGACGCCGCCGUAUCUCACGCGAUUCACACGGCGGCGAAACCAUUCCUCCCACCAUUUGUCCUCCUCCUCCUCGAAAUCUCAGCUGAUUUCCGAUUCUCCUUCCCCGUAUCCCUUUCCUUCCUCCUCUCCCCUCCAUUACGCUCUUUCCUCGUCCCUUUCCUCCUCGGCCUCCUCUUCGAUCUAAUCUUCGUCGGAAUCGUAAAAUUAAUCUUCCGUCGUGCUCGUCCCGCUUACAAUCACCCUUCAAUGUCCGCCGCUGUAUCAGCUGAUCACUACUCGUUCCCCUCAGGUCACGCUUCUCGCGUUUUCUUCGUUGCUGCAUCUGUUCACUUCUUCUCUGCUGCUGCUGAAGCUUCCAUGACUGGUCCAAGCUACUCCUUCUUAGAUGGAUGGAUCAGAGAUCAUAACGAUGGCGAUGUGAAGGUAGAAGUUGUGGUCGUUGUAUGGAUCUGGGCAACAGUGACUGCAAUUUCAAGGAUUCUUUUAGGAAGACAUUACGUUCUCGAUGUAGCUGCUGGUGCUUUUUUAGGGAUUGUAGAAGCUCUCUUUGCUCUUCGAUUUCUGAGAUUUGAUGAAAUGAUCUUUGGGAGGUAACAAAUGUAUCCAAAUUGUUGUUGUUUUUAACAAAUUGUUCUGUAAUUUUUGUUUCGAUUACAUUGAGAAGAAGAAUUGUAUUGUUCAUGAAUCAAAGAUUGUUCCUUUUGUUUCACUACAAGGCUCUUGUUGUAUUACAUAAUCGUUAGUGUGAAUAAUGAGAGAUCUUAUUCACUUGCAUCGUAAUCGAGCUAGGCUUGAAAACUGAAAGGCUAAACCUUUCACAUUGAUGUCAUUGUUACCUGAGGUUGAGAUCAUCUGUGAGCAAUCUAAUUGUUUGAAACAGUGAACUUGUGGUUGUGGAUG